Bombyx mandarina (wild silkworm) is the source of this 2934-nucleotide messenger RNA. RefSeq names its product corin serine peptidase (gene Corin). NCBI's taxonomy places the organism in Eukaryota, Metazoa, Arthropoda, Insecta, Lepidoptera, Bombycidae. Gene Ontology annotation, biological process: proteolysis. Gene Ontology annotation, cellular component: membrane. Gene Ontology annotation, molecular function: serine-type endopeptidase activity; protein binding. The record is from RefSeq and is a predicted model, not a curated record.
CUGACAGUGACAUGGGCGCAGGGUGGCAUGCAACUUCAGCCCGAGGGAUCUGCAGAGGAUGUCGAUUCUGUCAAAGGACGUUGCGGCCGUGCCGGCAGUCUAGCAGCCACACCCGGUGAGAAACUUCUAGAACUACUCCGGCCUUCCAGUGGCACUCCGCGACGUCAUUCGACCGCAGCCUGCGCUCCGGCACAACCGCAACGACAGACAGGCUUCGUUUACUGCCCUUCUGAUGCCUUACCAUACUGCCCACCAUCAAGGCUGGCGCCCCCUCGUCCAAUUAUACCAAAGCUCCAGCCACCGCCGCAGAUCCAGCCGGUUAUUCCACCGCAACCACCGCCCGUCCCGCAACGCACCGCGCCGGUCACGCCCGCGCCACUGCCUGUCCCCCCUCCGGCUCCACCACGACGGUCUUCUCCACAACCACCUAAACGAAUCCCACCUCCGACACCACCCAGACCGGCAGCAACCUCUCCGUCGGCCGACCCCAACGGGAAUCGCAAGGCAACGGUUCCGAUGCUGCCACGUUUGGACUGUAACAAAAAUCCUCAGCCAACAAUCACCAAAAAACCGCCUCAAAAAAUACCAGAUACGCCCUUUACACCAGCACCCCCUCCUCAAAACAGCCAGUCGAUCAAAAGAUCGCCAAGCUCGGGGUCAAACAUCAGCGUUAGACAAGACUCGAAUGUGUCUUCGGACUCAUUUAGCCAAACAUCAUCACCGUCGUACACCACAAAGACUAUGGAAGCUCCCUUGCUACCCCACCAGCAUGUGAACAAGAGUUUGAACGCAAAGAUAGCGAGGGGACUAUUGCUGAAAGAGCAGCAAGAGAAAGAGGCUGGUAACUCUUCAAUUACCAAGAGCAUGUCAACACCAGCGUCACUACAGACCAUAGUUAGGUUUCAAAAUGGAAGCAACAUGUCCCUGCACCAUCGGAUGCUGCGGGACAUACGCGGAGCCAGCAACGAAGCCUCCCCACACAAGUUCAGACUGAUGCAAGUGGCACUCAACGCUGUAGCACUGUUAGCCAUAACCGGCGCUCUAUUCGCCUACUUCCGAGCCAAUCCCGCAGUACAGUAUGUCUCGCAAGCUGUGAACCGUUCGACUGUAGUAACGUGGCCAGCACCCACGGACGCUCCCGCCGACAAGAACCCAGCCCCCGGCGUGUGUCUGCCGGUCAUCGUGAGCUUCUGCCACCAGCACCGGAUAUCUUACAACUUCACCGUAUUCCCUAAUUACAUCGGACAUUUCGGGCAGAGGGACGCACAACAGGAUCUGGAGAUCUAUGAUGCGGUAGUCGACGUGCGUUGUUACGAGUUGACAGCUCUGUUUCUGUGUUCGCUCUUUGUACCUAAAUGCGGUCCGCUUGGACACAUGGUGCGGCCUUGUAGAAGCUUAUGUCAAGAAACGAUGCGACGCUGCGGAUUCUUCCUUGAAGUAUUCGGGCUUUCGAUGCCUGAUUACCUCCAGUGCGAGAUAUUCCCGGAGUCGACCGACACUGAUGUCUGCCUUGGGAACAGAGAGGUCAAGGAGGCUAGAUUCCGUGCUGCUAAGCCAGUGUGCGUGUCCGGCUUCCAAUGCGACGUGAAGCGCUGCAUCCCGCACGACUGGCGCUGCGACGGGCACGUGGACUGCGCCGACCGCUCCGACGAGCUCAACUGCCGCGUGUGCAAGCGCAGCGGCGACGUGCACUGCGGGAACCAGCGCUGCAUCUCGCAGGCGCACAUGUGCGACGGGAAGGUCGACUGCCCCUGGGGACAGGACGAGAGGAACUGCCUGAGGUUGAGCGACGCAACCGGAGACGUGGGGCGGGGGGAGCUGCAAGUGUACCGGGCCGCCAACCACUCGUGGUUCCCCGCCUGCAUCAGCGCGCUGGACGACACCACGGCACUCAAACUGUGCUCCAUGCUCGGAUACUCAUGGGUGAAUAGAAGUUCGUCGAUAGCCUUAGGAGGAGCCACGACCCCCAACCCCCGCGGGGUGGGGGCGCGGGCCGGCAGGGUGCACGUGGCGGGGGCGGCGCUCUCCUAUCACGCUUUCUUGAGGAGUGAAGGCGGCUUGCUUAGAGAGCUGAAGGAGUGCAGGCAUUACUCUAACAGAGUGAAUCUUGUCUGCAAUAAUUACGAAUGUGGCAAGCGUCGUACGGUCGGGGGUGGAACCAAGCGCAUAGUGGGAGGAGUAGAAGCCUCUCCUGGAGACUGGCCCUUUCUGGCCGCGAUUCUCGGAGGGCCGGAGGAGGUGUUCUACUGUGCUGGUGUACUCAUUGCUGAUCAGUGGAUACUUACUGCCUCUCAUUGCGUUGGCAAUCACUCAGACGUGAAUGGAUGGACCAUCCAGCUGGGUAUAACUAGACGACGCUCUCAUGCCUACUACGGUCAGAAGGUGAAGGUGCGUCGGGUGGUGCCACACCCGCAGUACAACGUCGGGGUCGCUCAUGAUAACGACAUCGCUUUAUUCCAGUUGGCGGUGAGGGUGCGCUACCACGAGCAGCUGUCGCCGGUGUGCCUGCCGCCCGCCGACCGGCCGCUGCCCGCCGGCACGCUCUGCACCGUUAUCGGGUGGGGGAAACGAGACGAUAAGGACAUGUCGGAAUACGAGCCGGCAGUUAAUGAAGUGGAAGUGCCCGUGCUGCAUCGCGACCUCUGCAACCAGUGGCUGGAGCAUCGGGACCUCAACGUCACCGAGGGGAUGAUCUGCGCCGGGUACCCGGAGGGGGGAAAAGAUGCUUGUCAGGGCGAUUCCGGCGGGCCGCUGCUCUGUAAGGAUCCCGACGACUCCUCGCGCUGGUACGUCGGCGGCAUCGUGUCUUGGGGCAUCAAAUGCGCGCAUCCCCGCCUCCCGGGAGUCUACGCGUACGUCUCCAAAUAUAUACCGUGGAUACAGAAACAUAUUAGUCUUUAUAACGACGACAACGCCAAGUCUGAAGACGUUUAG